UGGGGACUGGCUAGGCGCCUGGACGAGGCAGCGCAGAUGGUGUCGAACCAAGACAGCAUGGCCAGCAGCCGGAGCUCGAUGGCGAGCUACUCGAUGGCCGCCUCCGCGCGAACGCCGAGCUUCUCCGACCUCAACCCGUUCGCGCACCACGGCCGGCGCGAGUCGUCGCGCUGGCAGCCGGUACCGGGCCUCGUGCACUCGAAGGAGACGCUGGCCUUUCGUCAAGCCGUUGGCGAGAUUCUCGAGGCGGUGCACGGCCGCGUCUCGCCCGAGACGCUCGAGAUCCGCGCCAACACGCCGGAAUACCGCCUCGAGAAGGACGAUUGGCUGGCCCACGCCAACACCAAGAUGAACAUCACGCCGACGCUCAAGACCGUCGCGCGGCUCCCGAUGGGUCUCCUUAUCUUGGACCCGAACACGUCGGUGCUGCCCGACACGAUGGGCGUGACGAUGGCAGGGUACCUCGAGAAGCGCGGCGAGACCAACACGGCGCUCCAGCGGCGCUACUUUGUGCUCGAGAACCGCGUCUUGACGUACCACAAGCGCGACCUCUUCGGUCGCGAGAAGCCGAAAGGCAGCAUCAAGCUCGACAAUGUCUCGUCCGUGCGGCCCGGCUCGACGGCGCAGACGAACCGCAUGAUCGAGCUCGUCACAACCGAGCGCACGUGGUACUUGCAGGCCGAGACCGACGGCGAGUACGACGAGUGGGUCCGCGCGCUCUGCACGUCGGUUAACUUUCUCUCGGUCGACGGCUACUACCGGCGCAUGCUGCAGCUCGCCGAGGUGAGCGUCUCGGGCCCGAACGAGGUGCGCAUGGUGACGUUGGCCAACUACACGGUCGGCGAGACGGUCGAGCACAUCUUCGAGUGCUACAACAACAUGCUGGACGCGGCGCCACUGCAUCCGCACGACCCGAAAGAGUACGUGCUCAAGAUCACGGGGUUCCGCGACUAUAUGAUCGACCGCAACCAAGAAGUCGGCAACUACCAGCACGUGCGCGAGUGUCUCCUCACAAAAAAGACACUCUGUCUUACGCUGGUCCACCAGAGCAAGAUCAAGGAGGCGCUGCUCAAGCGCGUCGACUUGCGUCCGAUCGACCUGCUCUCGCGGCCCCAUCGAUCGACGCGGCCCAACUACACGACGCUCGGCGGCGAUUGGACCGACGCCAACAACCAAACCGAUGACGCCAGCAGCGUCGGCAAGAGCUGUCAUUACCGCGAGCCGCUCCGGUUCUGCAUCAACCGCGUGCUCAACGUUCCGACGUACACGACGCACUUGGCGCGCACGGCGCACGAGAUGGGGGUCGAGCAGCGCCCGCUCUUGUAUUCCAACUGCGUUGUGACCAUCGAGCUCUACAACGCGGGCUCGCGCCUCGAGCUCGUUGGCGAAACCUCCGACAUUCGGCUCAAGGGCCUCCCGCCGCGCGGCAACCCACCGGUGAAGUCGCUCAUCGGGCUCUGGCUCGAGCCCCGCUGGUUCCGCACCAAGAUGAAGAUUUGCGAGAUCCCACGCACGGCGCGGCUCGUCUUGACGGUGUACGGCGUCAGCGUCGGCGCCGGUCGCCCGUCCGCCAGCAACAAUAACAACGUCGAGCGCGAGCGCAUCCUGACGACGGGUAUCAACAUCUUUGACGUCGACGGGCUCAUCGUGCAAGGCGAGCAGUACGUGCAGCUGCUCGAGAACCUGUACCAGUGCCACCGCGGGCCCGUGCCGCACGUCGUCGACCCGGACAUGCCGCUCCUCCACAUGUCGCUGGCCCAAUACCACAGCGAGAUCGAGUUUGACUGGAGCACGGUCAAUGCGAGCGGCGACUUCCCAAGCAGCGCGAGCCAGCAACGGCUCUCGUCGAUCGAGUCGCUGGAAAAAUCCGGCUGGCUCCGCAAAACCGGCAAGAUGCACACGUUCACGUCGUGGCAGCGCCGGUGGUGCGUGCUCAGCCAAGACACCGCGACGCUCUCGUACGGCGAACUCCAGAACGGCCCGGCCAAGCACCACAUCCCGCUGACGAACGCAGCCAUCAUCCUCGCGGACGAGCUCAACGAAAAGAUCACGUCUGUGCUCACGGUCUCGACGCGCCGCGAAGAAGAGACGUACGUCUUCAAGGUCAAGCCCGCCGACACGACGCGUGAGUACAUUUUCAGUGCCAACAGCCGCCAAGAGCGCCAGGCGUGGGUCAGCGCGCUGCGUAUUUUGGCCAACGCCGACGUCUCGGACGACGAGCAGAGCCGCAGCAGCGAUGCGCGCUCGAGCCCGCGCCGAUCGAUCACGUCGCGCAUGACCACGUCCCAGGAAGGCCUCGAGCGCGCGCUGGACGAGCUCCGGACGCUCAUCGACCACGACCCGCUCUACCGGCUCAAUUCGUUCCAGAAGAGCAUCAUGUGGGCGUCACGACGGGACUUUAUGAACUCAUUUGCGUACCUGCCGCGCGUGCUCACGUGCGUCAACUGGUCCAACGCCGACGACAUCAAGGAGAUUGUGAGCCUCCUGUCCGAGUGGGCCGACCCGGCCAACCCCGCGGGCUACAUUGAGCUCCUCGACAUGGAGUUUGCGCACGAAGACGUCCGGCAGUUUGCCGUCGACAAGCUCGCCAAGAUGGCCGACACGACGUUCAGCGUCUUCCUCCCGCAGCUGGUCCAAGCGCUCAAAUUUGAGAACCACCACGUGUCGCCGCUGGCCAAGCAUUUGAUUGAGCGCGCGAUCAAGAACCCAAACCAGAUCGGCUUUGACCUUUUCUGGAGCAUGAAGGUCGAGUCGUACAACGAGCAGUACAAGGAGCGGUACGGCCUCCUCCUCAACACGUACGUGGACGUGUGCUCGACCAAGAUGCGCUCGAUCCUCGAGCUGCAGGACAAGCUCUUCUCGGAGAAGGGCGUGUUUGAGCAGAUUUGCCAAGAAAUCAAGACCCUCCGCACACAAACAAGUCGAUGGACGCGAUGAAGGCGCUCUUGCAUCAGCGCCUCGACGAACUCAACGAGUCGCUCCAGUCGGCGUACCAGCUGCCGAUUGAUCCGCGUGUCGAAGUCCGCCGCAUCGUGGUCAAGAAGUGCAAGAUCAUGUCGUCGGCCAAAUUGCCCCUCUGGCUCGAGUUUGAAAACGCCGAGGAAGGCGGCGACCCGGUCAUCAUCAUCUUCAAGGCCGGCGACGACGUGCGCCAGGACUGCCUCACGCUGCAGCUCAUCCGCUUGAUGGACGAAAUGUGGCGCGACGAAGGCAAGGAUCUCGCCAUGGAGCCGUACAAGUGCGUCUCGACGGGCCCCAUGACCGGUAUCCUCCAAGUCGUCCAACACGCCAUCACAACCGCGGCGAUCCACAAGCGCGGUGGCGGCGUCACGGGCGCCUUCAACGACGCGUCCUUUUACGACUGGAUUCAGGCCAACAACGGCGCGCCUGACUCGCGCAGCUACAAGGCGGCGGUCGAGCUCUUCCAGCGGUCGUGCGCCGGCUACUGCGUUGCGACGUACGUCCUUGGCAUUGGCGAUCGCCACAACGACAACAUCAUGAUGACACAAAAGGGCCGGUACUUUCACAUUGAUUUCGGCCAUUUUCUGGGCUUUUCCAAGUAUCAAUUUGGUAUCAAGCGCGAGACGACGCCGUUCGUGUUUACGCCCGAGAUGGGCUACGUGCUCAGCGGCCCCGGCAAGCCCGACGGCAAGCCGAUCGGGAAGCCGGACUUUGUGACGUUCCAAGCGCUUUGCGGCGAGUCGCUCAACAUUGUGCGAAGGCAUUUGCAUUUGCUGGUCGCGCUCUUGCUGCUCAUGAUUCCGGCCGAGAUGCCCGAGCUGCGUCAGCGCGAGGACAUUAACCACAUCGUGACGGUGCUCGCCGCCGACAAGCGCGACGAGGACGUGGCGAGUAUGUUUGACGCGCUCAUCGUGCAGUCCAUGAAGAGCACGUUCAAGCGUGUCGACAACGCGUUGCACAUUUGGAAACACAAAUAAGACACGUGGCGUGAAUCUAAAUUCUUAGUGCAUGCAACCACC
Saprolegnia parasitica CBS 223.65 is the source of this 3980-nucleotide messenger RNA. RefSeq lists its product as hypothetical. Gene Ontology annotation, cellular component: plasma membrane; cytoplasm; phosphatidylinositol 3-kinase complex. Gene Ontology annotation, molecular function: 1-phosphatidylinositol-4-phosphate 3-kinase activity; 1-phosphatidylinositol-3-kinase activity. Bases 37 to 2937 code for a protein of 966 amino acids. Gene Ontology annotation, biological process: phosphatidylinositol-3-phosphate biosynthetic process; phosphatidylinositol 3-kinase/protein kinase B signal transduction; cell migration. The record is from RefSeq and is a predicted model, not a curated record. Lineage: Eukaryota; Oomycota; Saprolegniomycetes; Saprolegniales; Saprolegniaceae. The transcript has 3 exons.